Acanthocheilonema viteae is the source of this 592-nucleotide messenger RNA. NCBI's taxonomy places the organism in Eukaryota, Metazoa, Nematoda, Chromadorea, Rhabditida, Onchocercidae. The record is from the annotation of a GenBank genome assembly.
AUGCUAUUGGAGUUAGCUAGUUCAUUUGCUAAUCGAUUUGCAAUCAAGGGAUAUGAUAUUUUUGAGAAUGGUGACGAAAGACUUCCCAUAAAUGAUCGUGAUUUGGAGAAUCGACGUCAAAUCGAUGAAAUUUGUCGUCCUCUUAUGAUCAGUGAUGACGAUUUAAAGCGAGUGAUGAGUGAAUUGCUUAAAGCAAUGGAAAAAGGAUUGAAUAGCAAAACUGCACCGUCAGCAGCAGUAAAAAUGUUGCCUUCCUUUGUUCGGGCAGUGCCGAAUGGUACUGAAGUUGGAAAUUUCCUCGCGCUUGAUCUUGGCGGCACCAAUUUCCGUGUGCUAUUGAUUAAAUUGAACGGACGAAAUGCCGAAAUGACCGGGACGAUCUUUCGUAUACCAGAAAAUGUAAUGCGCGGCACUGGUGCAGGGCUGUUUGAUCAUAUCGCUGAAUGUAUGGCUCGUUUCAUAGAGGAAAAAAAUAUUAAACAAGCUGAAAAGCUUCCACUUGGUUUCACGUUUUCGUUUCCAUGUCGACAAGAAAAUCUGACAUGUGCGAAACUUAUUAACUGGACCAAAGGUUUCAGUGCAAGUGAUGUUA